AUCCCACGGACCUUGUUCAUGGUGCGACGGAUACUGGAGAGGCUUCGCCUCCCGAUCUGAGGUCGUCGGCUUGGUCUCGGAAGGAGAGCAAUGCGGCUAGCAUCACUAUUUCCAAACCUGAUAGAUACCAUCAGUACAAUGACCCUUGCGCUAAUUCAGUAGGAAUUAAAGAGAGCGCGCGCGCUCACCUUUUCGUCAAGCAGUUGUACUUGGGAUGUCCUGAUUCUUCCAGCCGGUUCCCUCGUCACAGCUAA
Messenger RNA from Acaulospora colombiana, 254 nucleotides. Lineage: Eukaryota; Fungi; Glomeromycota; Glomeromycetes; Diversisporales; Acaulosporaceae. The record is from the annotation of a GenBank genome assembly.